Colletotrichum karsti is the source of this 2712-nucleotide messenger RNA. Its product is annotated as sin3 complex subunit. The coding region runs from base 1 to 2712 and encodes 903 amino acids. The record is from RefSeq and is a predicted model, not a curated record. Lineage: Eukaryota; Fungi; Ascomycota; Sordariomycetes; Glomerellales; Glomerellaceae. The transcript is spliced from 2 exons. Gene Ontology annotation, cellular component: Sin3-type complex.
AUGGGGAUGGCAUUCCGAUUCCCCUUCCCGGUCAACGACCCGCGGAUGCACCGUGAGGAGGAACUGACGCUGGCGAGGGUCGCGUCGCAGCAGCGAAGCAGAGGACCUUCGCCCCUGGAUACUCCCCUACCGCUCGAGGCGCGAAAGGAGGCCUCGACAGAGCCCGCUACACCGUCUCCCUUGCCGACGACAAAGAGGAAAUGGGUAUUUGCCGAUCCGGUCGCUUUCAGAUACCUCGAAAGCGAUCCGUCCGUCACCGUAAUCGAGCGCCGAGGUGUCUUGCAGGGCUACGAGUUGUACCUGGUCGAACAAUGGGCUUGUUCGCGAAAGUCGCCCACGCUGGUGAUUGUCACCUAUACUGGUGACCCGAAACAUUCUGUCGUAGUUGGGGUGCUGGACGUCCCUGCGGACGAGAGUACCUGGUCAGACCGCCUUCGAUUCUACUUCAGGGCCAUUCACCAGUACCAUGCGCGACCGAAGGAAACGCCGCUGGGCGAUGUCAUGGUUACGAACCUAAGCAGCUUCCCGUCUGCCCUUACAGUCAUACCGGUCCCCGAAGGCGACAUACGUAGCCACCGUCAGGCCUUCAUCGUCAACGAGAAUCUCAAGCGACUGGGGUGUUCCGGCCGAUCUGGCAUGAACCUGUCGGACCCCACACCGGCGACUCAGGCCAAAUUUUACCAGCUUUACAAGACCAGCGAGAAGGUCCCGUUUCCGCAGUCGGUGGUGGAACUCGUCAAGCUGUGCCAGGUCUCGCUGUUCAUGUUCGGGAAGCUGGACAACGAAUACAUCGACGGAUUGCUGUGCGACAAGACAGAAGAAGCUAUUGGGAACUGGUGGACGGAGCUCGGUGCUGAAUCGUACAACAUCGAGCCGACGGACGGCAUUCUGGGCCCGACUACUGUGGCAGCCCUUUUGGGUAUGCUGAUGGGCGCAAGGAAUCGUCUGCAUUACUACGGCGCUCCUGUAUCGAAAGAUGUGUUUGACAUCGAGAGCACGAAAAGGGGCAUUGCGUACUUUCAGAAAUCACACAAACUCGAGCGGACGAGACGACUCGAUCGCCCAACAAUACUCAAGCUCCAUAGCGUCACGGCAAAAGCGGCUGCUGGCGAAGGAUGGGGCGUGCAAAAGGCUGUCAAGUCAACUGUAGCUGAAAUCGGCGGCAAAAGGGGCGAGCUGGUUAUUGGUAUGGUCGGCGGUAAAGACAAGGCCGGCAUUGCUGAUAUCGAGACCGUCGACAUUGACAAGUUCAUAGCAUUGGCAUAUGGCGAGCGAGCGAAGUGGCUGUGGUAUGGCAGACCGCGAAAGACGGUUCCGGAACUCCAGGAGAAGUCAUCCGACUUUGCACCGCCGCUGGCCGGGAAGGACGAGGCUGCCGCUCAGGUAAACAAGCGGACACAAUCAUUACCGCUUGAGGAAGAGAUGCAAAGGCAAAGAGAGGAGUCUUCAGGGGUCUAUUCAGCUCCGGCACCCGCUUCAGCCGUUAGUAUCGUUGAAAACCCUGGUGAUAAGGAUGCUCUGAGAAAAACGGUCUUCAAGUCGGUUGCCGGCAGAGUAAGCGACGCGAAGUCAGGACUAGGACGCAUCAAAGACGUCGUUGGAACCGGUCUGAGAGGCCACGCGAGUCGCCCUAGCAGAGACGACUUUGGCGAGAACGGUUACAACAGCUCCGGUAUUUCAGCACUCGCGCAAACGUCCGCGGCAGCCCUGUCAUCCCCAGUCGUGGUUGGUAGAGCCUUCACGUGGAAGAACAAGCCGGAGGAGUAUCUGGCCCAGUUCAAGAAGGAAGCCGAGGUAGCGCAAGGCGGUCGAGAUUCGUCACAGGAGCUGGUCAAAUCUCCUGCGACAGUCACUCCCGCAACAGCCAAGCAGGUUCGCGAAUUGUCCGAGCCCAGCUCUACACAUAUCGAAGGAGUAUUCGCAACGCCCCCUAAUGGCCCGGCCAACGGCAUAAUCAAGGAUGAGCCCGAGCGGUUUCAACCAUCCGUGGCCGGUUCAGUUGUCGACGAAGCAGAUCUUCAUGGCCCUUUCGAGGCUGAGAGGAGUGGCAACAAUGGCGUAAGCUUUCUGCAACGACGGCACUCUAUUGCUGUCUCGAGACUGUCUUACAAGCACUCUUUGAACGAAGCUCGGUGGCCGCGAAGGUUAUCUUUCGGCGACGCCGAAGAAGCUGUCUUGCGAUGGGAGGAAAUCACGGAGGUUUACGACGACAAGCACUUCGCCACGGCCGACGCCCUACAGCAACAGGCCAGCCUCGCCGAGUUCGCCCGCAGCCUCUACGACUCUAUCGCGACCAUCAAGCGGGAGGUCAACCCCUGGGUGGAGUCCAAGGUCAAGGCCGUCGAGAGCAUGGACGAGCACUACAACCGGGAGCAGGAGGAGCUCCAGAACCUCUACUACCAGCUCAGCGAGGCCUACCACCGCGUCAAGCAGAGCUCGUCGGAGCUCAUCGCCGAAGAGCGCGCGCACAUCACCGAGGCGAUUAAGGAGGUCGAGGUGCUGGUCGCGCGCCUUGAGUACGAGGUCAACGGCCUCGUGAGCAAGGUCGACGACGUCGAGGACGGGGUCGCGCUGUUCGAGCGGCAGGUCGAGGACGUCGAGAAGCGCGCCGAGGAGCUGAAGAGGACGCUCGAGACGGAGAGCUGGGCGCACUGGUUCGUCAGGACGCUGACGGGCAUCGGGACGGGGCCGAACAUCACGAGGGGGUCGUAG